Molecule: messenger RNA, 1178 nt
Organism: Salvia splendens (bonfire salvia)
Lineage: Eukaryota; Viridiplantae; Streptophyta; Magnoliopsida; Lamiales; Lamiaceae
Exons: 3
Coding region: 131-1003 (290 amino acids)
Cellular component (GO): chloroplast envelope
Source: RefSeq, a predicted model, not a curated record
CUGUCCCUCACCAAGAUUUAAGCAGUUUGCUUUUCUACAUAAUAAAUAAUUUACUGUUCAAUUAAGCAACAAUUCCCAAUUUUUGAGAAGCAUGGAUGAUUAAUCCCUAAUCGCAAACAGAGAGAAAAAAAUGGCAGUCUCUUUUCGAUCCAUCUUCACAAACAAGAAUCCCAUCUCUUCCCUAAUCCCUUUCUCACCGACCCAUUUCCCAAAACCCCCAAUUUCGCCAUUUCCACCCCUAAAUUCACGACCCCAUCUCCCCAAUUACGCGUUCUUGACAUGCCAAUCCCCCGUUUCCCCCCUCAGAAAGGCCACCGCCUCUUUCAAUUUCGACGAUCUUCUUUCCAAUCUUGAAUUCUUGAGCCUAACUAUCUCGGCUGCGGUUUCGUUGUAUGCAGCAGUGAGCUACGGCUUGCAAAAGGGGGCGGUUCUUUGGUGGUUUAGGAGCAAGGUUUUUGUGUGGCAGUGUGUGGUGUUGGUGGCGAGCGUCGUGGUUGGGGCGGUGAUACGGCGGCGGCAGUGGCGGAGGGCGUGCGGGCCCGGGUUCUCGAAGGGGGCUAAUUUGUUGAGGAGAGUGGAGAAAUUGGAGGAGGAUUUGCGCAGCUCGGCGUCCCUCAUUCGGGCUCUGUCGAGGCAGCUUGAGAAGCUCGGUGUUCGGGUUCGGGCCGCCCGGAAAUCUCUGAAAGAACCGAUCUUUGAGACUGCAGCGUUGGCACGGAAGAACUCUGAGGUCACCCGAGCAUUGGCAGCACGUGAAGACGUUUUGGAGAAGGAACUCGGGGAGAUUCACACUGUUCUGCUAGCUAUGCAGGAACAACAAGAGAAAGUGCUGAACCUCAUCCUUGCUACUGGAAAAGCUAGGAAUCUGUUGAAUAGCAAACCUACACAAACUAUCGACCCGAACAAACCAGAGGCUUCAAACUCAUCAUCAAUGGCCGGCGAACAAAACACAGAAAUAAGCAACAAACUCGAGAAUCUGGAUGUUGCAAACGCGAGCCAAUAAGCACAGAGCCUCGUCUGAAUCUAUGGUUUUGUUUUUUGAUAGUCGAAAGAAAAUUGAUGAGAUCAUGUUGUUGUAACUGGACAUAGGGAGCUAAUAGCCCUAUGUUUAGUAUGUUUGUUGUAACAUUUCAUCAAAAUAUAAAUGAAAUGCAGCAUCAAAUUUUCAUAGUAGUCAA